Penicillium manginii is the source of this 495-nucleotide messenger RNA. RefSeq lists its product as uncharacterized. The transcript has 2 exons. The record is from RefSeq and is a predicted model, not a curated record. NCBI's taxonomy places the organism in Eukaryota, Fungi, Ascomycota, Eurotiomycetes, Eurotiales, Aspergillaceae. Bases 1 to 495 code for a protein of 164 amino acids.
AUGCCCCCCAAAAAAACCACUACAGACUCAAGGUCUGUCACCCUGCUCUUCAAGAAGCACAAAACCACGAUUCUCCUCUCCCUGCAGCCACACGAAAAACUCCAAUCCGUGAAACAGAAGGUGCUACAUGCUCUAAAGGAGCGCGAUGUCCGCGAAAUCAACGGCGGAAUCGUCCCCGACGACGCAGCUGAGAUCGAGUUCGGCAUACCGAUUGACCGCAGUGAUUUGGAGAAAGGAUGGACACGCCUAAAGACGAAUACAUCAAAUGAAGAAACUGGAAAGAAUAGUGGCAGAGCUCUGGCAGACACAGUCUUAGAUGCUGAUCUUGGAAAUGGAAACUGGGUUGCAUUCCGCUUUCGCAAGGAUAUGAAAGCAGAGGAAUCCAAGGAAGACGAGGAAGACGGAACCGCCAUGAGCCUUGAUCUAGAUGACCCUGGUUGGGAUGUGGUUGUACCAAGCUUCGAAGAGGAAGAGGAGGGACCUGAGGAAACAUAG